AUGGCGAUGAGAGGGGGCCCACGGCUGCAAGUCGGCUCUGCCGCUUGGGUCGCGGAGGAGAGGGAUUCCGCAUUAACUAUUGCGAAGUCUGAGCUCGAGGAAUUUUCGUUCUCUGCGCGGAAUGAGGUUGACUGGUUGAACGAACACAUGGCGGAGAUCUUUUCAGAAAGCCAAAUGAAUGUUGCCGAGCUUUUCAAGACACCAGGGAAGCUUCGCGGGAAAACACCACGCACAAUCAGGAAAACGGCCCCCAAUGCCGUUCGCAUGCCGCUCACAAGCAUGUUCUCCGCCACACCAAAGGGCGCCCCGAGCCCCUUCACGAUACCGAUUUCACAACAACCACAGCACGCGAAGAUGCAAGUGGCCGAGGACAAGCCCGACCAGUCAAAUCAGUCUGACACCCACCCCGAGAGCCCGUCAAAACACGCAGUCGUUCGGCCUCCGCACUCAGUGGAGAACCGCGCUCCCAUUUCACUCGGCGAUUCAGGUUAUCAUGGCAGCCAGUCGCAGGAUACCGUGCCCUUUGACCAUUUUGAUAAGGAUGUCGAGAUGUCCGAUAGCCCUGAGCCCGAGCCAUUAGAUGACAAGGACCAGCCGGGCAGUCCGCUGGAUGUUCAGCAGCCCCAAGAAACUGCCGAGGAUGCCCUCCCCGAACAUGCAGCUCUCACCCCAUCCUCCGCCGUUUUGCAGCCAAGCAGUCCAUUCCCAAGUAGGACUCGGCUACCCAUUAUGUCGCCGCGGUCGCCUUCCCCGAACAAGAUCUCAUCUCCCGCUCGGCAAACAACAAAUUUGUCCUCCUCCCCCCAGAAGCCGCUCUCCCCGCAAAAGACCUCGUCGUUGCCGGAGACGAGGGACGCUAGUCCUCAGAAGGAAGAUGAGAUGGAUGUCGACGUGAAUGGUGAGAACCAUGCGAACGACGAGGACGAAGAAAUGGAUGAGCCGCAGUCACCCUCCGAGGCAUCUAGCCCAAUCAGGCCCCUUGUUCGCAAGAGCAGCCUCAACUUUGCCUCGUUGCCGGCCCGUGAACCGCUGGCUUCUAAGAAGAGUCUCGGCGGUUCCCGUCUCUCGAGAACGAGUCAUUUGGACUUCAACCGCCAGAGCUACUACAACCGGCCGACAGGGGGCAAAAGCCUGGGCGGGGCAAUGCGCCGGGAAAGCUUGGAAGAUGAUGACAACGAUGAGAUAGACGUGGACGAUGAUGUGACGACCCAGAACGAGGAUACCGCUGUGCACAGCAAGACGUACACCCAGCGUUUGCAGGAUCAGAUCAGCAUGCUUGGCAAGGGCCAAUCGGCGGGCACUCGGCCCUCCAAAUCUAUGGCGCACUUGCUGCCCUCGCAACAAGCCUCGCAAAGCGCUCAGAGCCAAGCUCAACCCGAGCCCACAGCAGAAGCUGGGAAACCCUCCCCCGAGGUCAAGCAAACUGCCCCAGGUGCAUUCCCGGAGGAUGAAGAUGAUGACUGGAUUACAUCGCCCCGUGCGAAGACUGCGCCCUCACAUUCACGCUCCCUUUCUGAUGAUCGCGAUCAGCUCCCUAGCAGGGGAGGGUUGGGGACUUCUGACGCGGUCAUUCCGACGAAUAGGCAAGGAUCGCCAGCGAAGACCUCGGAAUGGACCCCUAAACACAGCAAAUCCGCUUCUGUGCCCGUUCUCCCGACUAUGGAGCAGCUGGACUCGGACAUGGACGGUAGCCCGCUGAAGAAGACCAUUUCUGUUUCAAACCCAGCGCUGGCCACCGUUGGUGAGGAUGAAUUUGAGUCCUCGCCGCCUAAAUCUCCCACACGCACCCUCCGGGACAGCCCGCUGAAGCAGGUCAAGAACAAGUUGACCUCAUUGCUUAAGGGCGGGAAGGGCUUUAUGGCUAGCAGCGUGGCUGUCAGCGCAGAUACCAAGGCAAUUCCGCAGUCGCCCUCACCGAACAAGCUUGGAUAUCACCAGGAGACGUCCGUCGAGUCCUUCAAGACGGCUGACAACGUCGUGUACCCCGACCUCUCUCAACAGGUGGCGGCCACAGCUGCACCGCUUAGUCCAACGCGCAGUAACAGCUCGCGUAGAACGCGGGCUUCGGCCGAGAAGGAACGGUUGGAAGCCAAGGAGCGGGAGAGGGAGGAGAAGGAGAAAGAGAAGGAGGCCAGGGAGGCGAAGCGCAUGGCUGAUCAGAUGGACAAGCUGGACAAGGCGCGGGAACAAGAGCGGGAGAAGGCUCGGGUGUUCAGCAAGGAGCAGGAAAGGAUUGCGGCCAUGGAGAAGGAGGUGGCGGCUCAGCAAAAGGAACAAGACAAGCAGCCCGCCCGUAGCGAGUCUCGUACGCAAGACUUCCGCACGCCUGGUCCCGCCUUAAAUCGGCCCAGAAGUCCCGUCAAGAUGACCAAGGCCACGCCGCUCAAGAGCAGGGGGCUUUCGGAGCAAGGCGGGAAGCGAAAGGGGGUUCCCUCUGACGAUAUGGAUGCGGAUAUGACGGAUGUGACGAAUACCACUACCGUGCUCCCGCCGUCUAUUCCUCGCCCAACCACAGCCUCGUCUAUGCGCGCGCAGAAACGGCCGACGAAACCGACCAAGGAAACAAUAGCCAAGGCGAAGCAAGGUCCAACCCUGAUCCGGGUCAACCCGCUAAGCUCUCAACAAAACCAAUUCCACCCUUCCAACAGCGUGCUUGCAGCGAACCUCCAGGAGACAUUGGGCCAGCCGCAGGCGCCCUCUACUCGGCCGCUGAAUGGCAAGGCAAGCCAAGCCUCACUUCAGGGCAAGGGUUCCGUCCAAAGCUUCAAGAGCUCGGUGUCUUCCACUGGUCGGCCUAAGGCACUGGAGAUGGCGGCCAAGCGCAAGGAACAGGAAGAGCGGGAGGCUCAACGGAAACGGGAUACAAAGCUCGAGUUGGAGCGCAAGCGAGCCGCCCAAGAAGAGGAACGUCGCCAGGAACAGCAGCGCAAGGCUGAAGCAGAGCGACAAAAGGAGGAAGAGCGCAAGGCUGCGCAAAAGAAGGCCGCGAUCGAGCGGGCCAAGCAAACCAAGGCACCACCACCGGCUGUUAGGUCGCAGCCCAAUGGUCCGCCUGAGUACAACUUGGCCGGUGCCGAGCGCGGGACCCUCCGGCCGCCGUCACGACUAGGAUCCACGAUGCAUCAGGAAGGCAGACUAGUGAACACGGUCUUGUCGAGCACCACUGGUACCGCUGGCAAUAAUAACAACACCAACAAGGGAUCGGUGAAGCGGCCGCUGCAGCAAGACGGUGGAGAGGAGAGCUCGAGGUCUCAGAGUCAACAGAAACAACGGGCCAUGCCGUCCUUCCAGGCUAAGGAAGCUAAGCGUAUGCGCAUGAGCGAGGAGUUUGACGAGGACUUGGACACAAUGGAUAGUCACAACCCGCGGAUUAUCAAGGGGCCGCCUGUUAGGCCCUCGGCUGGGUUCAAGAAGGACCUCACCCAAAAGUCCCUAUACGCCGCCAACGGGAACUACCCCCACGCACCACCACCAAGCGCAAGCAAGGACCUCUUCAAGACGGCCGUGACUGCGCAGCAUACGAGUCACGCGGCCAAGCCCGGCCACCACGCGCUUGAUACAGCCCAAUUCUCCAAGGGCGCGAUCCCCUUCGCCCAAAACCCACACAAGACACCCGCCCGGCCCAUCGGUGGCAUCAUCCCCAAGUCCUCAGCCGCCAAAUCUAUCGCCCGCUCCUCCCCACGCCCACAAAAUGGCGAGGGCAUCGAACUCCCCGAUAUCCAAACCGACGACGAAAGCGACGACGACGACGACGGUUACGGCGGGGGCGGAGCCGGCACGGCGGGCAAGGGGCUGGCGCCGGAAUGGACCGAUUCCCCGGCCCUGCGGGAGGCGCUGCUCCGCCAGGAACGGCUGGACCCGAUGAGCGUGUUUGGGCCGCCCGCGCCGUUGAUCAUGGAGGAGGUGUUCAGCAAAACGAAGGACCGGUUCCAUAAGUUCCGCGCAAGGACCAGCAGUGCGAACUGGAGUGGCACGGAUCGGUUGACGGAGGAGGAGGUGAGGAGAGAUAAUGCCGCAAGGGAUAAGAUGAGGAGGGAGGGAGGGUGGAGUUAUGAGUUGGGGAGGGAUAUGUCGUAG
Molecule: messenger RNA, 4077 nt
Organism: Dichotomopilus funicola
Lineage: Eukaryota; Fungi; Ascomycota; Sordariomycetes; Sordariales; Chaetomiaceae
Exons: 4
Coding region: 1-4077 (1358 amino acids)
Source: RefSeq, a predicted model, not a curated record